UCAAGUAAUUGCCUUUUCCUUCCACACCACAGUUUUUCCCUAUCGUGUGACCAAAAAAUAAAAAACAAAAAAUCUCACCACAGUUUACCAAGAAAAGAAACCAUUCAAAUAAUUGGCCUGGCAAGUAUAAAAAUAAAAAGUCAAAAAAAUUGGCCUGACACUCAUAAGAACUUGUCGGAAAUGAAAUGAGACCCUCCUUCCUCUUUAUUGAAAAGCAAAUGAAAUGACUCAUUGACACAAGAAGACUUGGACUCCCAUUGGAGACGUUGGAGAUAGCUGACCAUAAAAGCCGUGUACUCUACACCACUCUCUCUGUUCGCCACUACUUAUCUCUCUCUCUCUCUCUCUCUCUCUCUGUGCAUCUCUUUUCUGAGGCUGUUAGCUUUGCUUCUUGCUGAUCUUGUAUUUUUUGUGAGUUUCUUGUUGGCUUGCUGAUCUUGUGGUUGUUGUCUUACCAAUUCUCUGGCGUUGUAACUUGUAACAUUAAGCUAAAGCUGCUGCCUUGCUUCGUCUCCAUUUUUAUAUAAUUGCCUUGUUCAGUGUUUACAGCAGAAGCAGCAGAUUUCCAAUGGCGUUGAGCACCCAAAGAACCUCUGCUUUUCAUCCUUCAGCUGAUCAGUCGGCUCCUCCUCAUUGGAAGUACGAUGUGUUUUUGAGUUUCAGGGGUGUAGACACUCGAAAUGGCAUUUUAUCCCAUUUAUACCACGAAUUGCAGAACAGGUGCAUCAAAACAUUCAUGGAUGAUCCAGAGCUUGAAAGAGGGACAACUAUUUCUUCUGAGCUCUUCAAAGCAAUCCAAGAAUCAAGGCUUGCAAUCGUUGUUCUCUCGCCAAACUAUGCUUCUUCUUCCUGGUGCUUGGAUGAACUUACAAAGAUUAUCCAAUGCAUGAAAUCCAACGGCACAGUUCUGCCUGUGUUUUAUAAUGUGGAUCCCUCUGAUGUGCGAAAACAAAGUGGCAGUUUUGCAGGCGUGUUCACUGAGCAUGAGAAAAGGUUUAGGGAAAACAUGGAAAAGGUGAAGCGCUGGAGAGCUGCUUUAACAGAAGUUGCCAAUUUAUCUGGGUUGGAUUCAAAGAAUCAGUGUGAAAGAAAGCUCAUUGAAAAGAUUGUUGAAUGGGUGUGGAGGAAAGUGCAUUGCACAUUCAAAUUGUUAGAUUCAACAGAGUUAGUGGGAAUUAAGUUUACACGUGAGCAAAUGGAUUUGCUUGUAGCUCCUACAGAUGAUGUUCGCUUUGUAGGGAUAUGGGGGAUGGGAGGCAUUGGCAAGACCACCAUUGCUAGGCUUGUUUAUGAAAGCAUUUCUUUUCAUUUUGAAGUUCCCUGCUUUCUUGCUAAUGUUAGAGAGGCUUCUGAAGGUAAUCAUCUUGUUGAUCUACAAAGACAGCUUCUUUUCCCUAUCUUGAAGGAACAAAUUACUCAAGUUUUGAAUGAAGACUGGGGGACCCAUUUCAUUAAGAAUUGCUUAUGUAAUAAAAAGGUUCUUCUCAUUCUUGAUGAUGUGAAUGCAUCAAGCCAACUAGAGAAAUUUGCUAAGGAAAUGGAUUGGUUUGGUAAGGGGAGUAUAAUCAUCAUUACAACUAGAGAUGAACGGUUGGUUAAAAAGCAUGAUAUGGAGAUAUCAUAUAAGGUAGAGGGAUUAGGUGAUGAUGAGGCUCUUGAGCUCUUUAUUCUGAAUGCCUUUAAAAAAUUUGAGCCUGAGGAAGGUUUUUGGGAAUUGUCCAAGUGCUUUGUAAAUUAUGCUGGAGGCCUUCCAUUAGCUCUUAAAAUUUUGGGAUGCUCUGUGUAUAAGAGAGAUCAAGAUGAAUGGAAAAAUGAAUUGAAUAAGCUACAGAAAAUUCCUAAGACAGAAAUUUUCGAUUUGCUCAAAAUCAGUUUUGAUAGACUAGAUGAGAUGAACAAGAAUAUAUUUCUUGAUGUUGCAUUUUUCCUUAAGGGGAAGGACAAGAAUGAAGUAAUUGGAAUACUAAACAGUUGUGACCGUUGUUGUGGGAUAAAUGCUCUGGUUGAGAAGUCACUCUUAACCAUUUAUAUUUCAAAAAACAUUGUUGGGAUGCAUGAUUUGAUACAAGAAAUGGCAUUUGAAAUUGUUCGUCAAGAGUCUCCUGAAGAGCCUGGUGGACGCAGUCGAUUGUGUCAUCGUAAUGACAUCAUUCAUGUAUUGAUAAACAAUACGGCAAGUAAAAAAAUUCAGGGCAUUGCCUUAAGCAUGGCAGAACUUGAAAAUGUGGAUUGGAAUUGUGAAGCAUUCUCUAAGAUGAAUAACCUGAAAUUUCUUGAAGUUGAUAAUGUGAUCAUUUCCCCAAUGUCAAUCCCCAGAAUUCUUCCUAAUUCCUUAAGAAUUAUGAAAUGGAAUCGGUAUUCUUCCAAAUAUCUCCCAUCAAAUUUUCAACCGAAUAAACUUGUUUCACUUGAGAUGCAGGACAGCAAACUAGUUGGGCUCUGGGAUGACAGAAUUGACUUGCCCAAUUUGAAAUACAUGGACCUUAGUCACUCUCGAAACUUGGCAACAACCCCAAAUUUCACUGGCAUUCCAAAACUCGAGGUGUUGAUUCUUGAAGGGUGUGAGAAUUUAGUUGAGAUUCACCCGUCCGUUGCAUAUCUAAAAUGGCUUACAGAAUUAACACUAGAUGGAUGCAAAAGUGUUAAGAGUCUUCCAAGUGAGGUAGAAAUGGAUUCUCUUGUGCAUUUCAGUCUUGAUGGUUGCUCAAAACUGAAAAAGAUUCCAGAAUUUUCAAGACAAAUGGAAAAGUUGUCAAUGCUUAUUUUGAGUGGGACGCCCAUUGAAAAAUUACCUUCAUCAAUUGGACGUCUUGUUGGCCUUACUUUACUGGAUGUAAGCAAUUGUGAAAAUCUCUUGGGUCUUCCGAGCGAAAUUUGUAAUUUGAAGUCUCUUCAAGAGCUCUGUGUGAAUGGAUGCUCAUACAAUGACAAACGCCCAGAAAACUCGUGGGGCUCUUUAAAGAUCUGUAUGCCUAAUAAAUCAGAGCGUAAUAAAUCAAGGUUUUGGUGGGGCCUCCAAAGAAAGGCUUUUGUGUUGGGUUCGCUACAUGGUUUAUGGUCUUUGAAGUAUUUGGAUGUGAGUGAUUGUGGUCUCAGUGAAGGGGAUAUUCCAUGUGAUAUUGGCUGCUUGUCCUCUUUAGAACGAUUACACCUCAGUCGAAACAAUUUUGUUAGCCUUCCUGCAAGCAUUGGAUGUCUUCCUAAGCUUUGCUCAUUUUCGGUGAGUGGGUGCCAAAGGCUUCAACAAUUGCCCCAUCUCCGCUUUGGAUUCAUUGAAGGCUUCAGACAUAUUUACAUGUACACAGACGAUUGCCCUUCCUUAAAAACGUUGCCAAAGUUGAGCAUAAAAAAAGGAAGAUGUCAUGUUUCGUUGAGUUGUGUGAAUUGCUAUGGAUUGGUUGAGAAUGAUGGCUGCGAUGAUAGUAUAAAUAAUCAUCAGGUUCUCUCUUUGUUUGCCAAACUUGGAAUGCUCUGGACUGCUCUGGAUUGGGGAUUCCUUCAGGUACCUUUACUCACUUCGCCAAUUUCAAAUACUCCCGCUUUCCAAAUUGUAACACCUGGAAGUAGAAUUCCAGAGUGGUUCAAUAAUCAAAAUGUAGGAGAUUCCUUAAUUGUGGAGCUACCUCCAUGUACCACGUCCAUUUGGUUUGCUUUUUGUGCUGUCUUUGAAGAAGGUGCCCCUGUGGAUCACCCAAAUUUUCAAAUUGAAUGUCGCCUAGGAGAAGGUGCCGCUGUGCAUAGUACACCCAUUGAUAGAGGCCAUCUUGUGUCACCUCACCUUUGGGUAUCUUGUGUAUAUCAUUAUGUAGUCGACAAAGAAUGCAGUCAGAUGAAGAUUUCAUUCCAAUCUUAUUAUUAUAAAGGAUGGACGCCCGUAUAUUACUCGGGUAUAAAGAAGUGUGGGUUCCGUUUGGUGCACAAACAAGACGUGGAAGAACUCAACCAAAUCAUGAUGAUGAACCACUCCAUCAACAUCAGCACAAAAGCUACUUCUCCUCACAAUUCAGCUGAUGCAAGUGCAAGUGCAAGUGGAAGCUCUCACCAAAAAUCUCUCUGCCGCAAAAGCUUUGCUCUUUCCAAAUGGUUUUUAACAAAACUUGUAAAGAUUUUCUCCCUCUUUUUAACGACUGCAGUUUUUAUGAAAUCCUUCAACAAUAGCGAACAAUGGGAGUGCAUAGGACUUUUGAUUUGGAGGGUAACCACUUUGAUUUCCUACUUAGGCCUUGCACCCUCUUAUUUUUCGCUAUUGUUGAAAAGUUUAAUAAAAACUGUUAUUCUUAAAAGAGCAGCUAAAUUUUUGCGACCUUUGUUAAAAACGCCGCCUCCUCAAACGUCUGCACAUAAAUACUUGAAAGGCUAAUGACGGUCUUCUCACAAUUGAUAUUAGUAAGGUUCCCAUCACUAUCUUUUCUAGCCAUACAUUUACCAUUAGAUUCAUCACUUUCGUGGAUGACAAUUCCUCUCUCUCUCUCUCUCUCUCUCUCUCCCUUCAUGUGCUUUUGUCAUGAAUGCAUUUCUGUUUAAACUACUACAGAGCAUUAAUCAACUCAUGUAGUAUAUACAUGUUUUACAACUGAUUAAGCACAACUGAGGGCCGAACAAACAUCCAAUGUAAUUCAAACUAGAAGUAAUGGAUCCAAAAGUUGACAGUGAUUUUAAUGCCAUUGUCUUACAUAUACAAUUAAGAACGAAAAUAGAGAUCCAAGUAGGAUUGUAAUGUAGAAGAGCAUAAAACUUCAAACAUUCAAGAUUGAGGCAGAUUUAGCUAACAUGUACUUCUUGAAUCAAAGUACCAUGAGAAGAAAAAAGCUAGCACUCUUUAUGCUGGUUUAUUAAGUCCUAUAAGCUAAAGGCAUUUAAGGCGUCAAGUAGUAGAAACAUAUUCCACAAGAUGAUCUUAUGAAACUAUUUAUAAACCCAGUUAAUUUAUAAACCAGUUGAUAAUCACCCAUUUAUCUAUCUAUUGUUUUGAAUCU
Prunus mume (Japanese apricot) is the source of this 4976-nucleotide messenger RNA. The record is from RefSeq and is a predicted model, not a curated record. NCBI's taxonomy places the organism in Eukaryota, Viridiplantae, Streptophyta, Magnoliopsida, Rosales, Rosaceae.